AUGGAGUGUGUCACAUCUACUUCAUUUAGUGUGUUGGUUAAUGGAGCAGUUCAUGGUCAUUUCAAAGGUGGUAGGGGUCUGAGACAAGGUGAUCCCCUUUCCCCCUACCUCUUUGUUCUUUGUAUGGAGUAUCUAUCUAGAGAUCUGAGUAGCCUCAAGGAUAAUAUAAAUUUUCAGUUUCAUCCAGCCUGCUGUGACCUGAAUAUUUCCCAUUUGGCUUUUGCGGAUGAUAUUAUGCUCCUCUCUAGGGGAGAUGUGCCUUCUAUAGCCACUUUAUAUGCUAGGCUGGCUCAUUUUUGUGCUGUCUCGGGUAUCUCUAUCAGUUCUGAUAAAUCAGCUAUUUACUCUGCUGGCAUGGAUCCAGAUUCUCGAUUGGAGGUGCAGCGCCUUACUGGGUUUGUGUUGGGAGCAUUUCCAUUCAGGUAUCUUGGUGUGCCUCUGCUCUCAUCUAGAUUAAAUGUCAUCCACUAUGAUCCUCUUUUUUCUCAGAUUUUGGGCCUUGUCCAAAGUUGGGAUAGGAAGACUUUAUCUUAUGCUGGGAAGCUUGAACUCAUCAGAGCCGUCAUCCAGGGCAUUGCUAAUUUUUGGAUGAGCAUCUUUCCUUUGCCUGUUUCUGUCUUAAACCGGAUCAUUGCUAUUUGCCGGAAUUUCUUGUGGGGGGGAAAUAUCUGGGAGCAUGACCCAUCUCCUUGGGAUUCACCAUUGCUCAAGAAGAUUAUGCUGAUUAGGAAUAUAUUGCUGGACCGUGAGCUCCAUUCUGAUGGGGCGCUACUUACUCUCGAGUCAUGGACGCGGGACAAUGCUGUUGAGGCUAGCAAAGCCUACGCCUAUUUCAGAUUAACUAGGCCGAAGGUAUACUGGCACAAGGCAGUCUGGAACCCAGCCAUCCCCCCUAAAGCUGCGUUCAUUUUCUGGUUAGCCAUGAAGGGCAAGCUUCUUACGUUGGAUAGAGCUCCCUUCUUGGAGAUUGAUCCGUCUUGCCCACUGUGCAGCAUGGUGGAGGAGUCCCAUGCUCACUUGUUUUUCCUCUGCCCCACGGUUAUCCGAGUUUGGAAGGUGGUCCGUGAUUGGUCCCCUAUCACACGGACCUUCAUCUCCUUGCAGCGCAGUGUCAGCCACCUUGUCCGUGAGAGAGCUUUAUCUGGCACCUUGGGGAAGACUCGAUGCCUUGUCAUAGCUUUGACAGUUUAUUGUACUUGGUUGGCUAGAAAUUUGCUUUUGUUUGAUCAUGUUCCUUUUUUGGUUGAUGAUGUAAUUAACAAGAUUAAAUUUCUUGUUUAUAGACAUGCUCAUCUUACUCACUUGUAUUAG
Messenger RNA from Gastrolobium bilobum, 1311 nucleotides. RefSeq lists its product as uncharacterized. The record is from RefSeq and is a predicted model, not a curated record. The transcript has 2 exons. Bases 1 to 1311 code for a protein of 436 amino acids. NCBI's taxonomy places the organism in Eukaryota, Viridiplantae, Streptophyta, Magnoliopsida, Fabales, Fabaceae.